AACAGUCAAUAAAACUCAUCAAAGUAAUUUAUUUUUCUGGUUUUUUCCUUCACAAAAUGGUAAUACAAAUGCACCAUUACUUGUAUGGUUACAAGGUGGACCAGGUUCAUCAUCUUUAUUUGGUUUAUUUGCUGAACAAGGUCCAAUUAUGGUUGAUAAAGAAAAAAAACUUCAUCCAAAUGAUAUAACAUGGAAUUCAAAAUAUCAUCUACUUUAUAUUGAUCAACCAGUUGGAACAGGUUAUAGUUUUACUAAAAGUGAACAAGGUUAUGUACGUAAUGAAGAUGAAGUAGCUCGUGAUUUAUAUUCAAUGUUAACACAAUUCUUUCAACUAUAUAAUGAAUAUGUAUUAUGUCCAUUCUAUGUUACUGGUGAAUCUUAUGGUGGAAAAUAUGUACCAGCUAUAGUUUAUAAAAUUCAUAUUGAAAAUCCUCAAGCUAAAGUAAAAAUCAAUCUUAAAGGUAUGGCUAUUGGUGAUGGUCUUAUAGAUCCAUAUAAUGAAUGGGAUUAUGGGCCAGCAAUGUAUCAAUUUGGAUUAAUUGAUGAACGCCAACUUGAAUAUGUUAAUUUACAAACAUUGUUAGCACGAAAUGCUAUUCGAUUACAACAAUAUAGUUUGGCUUAUGACAUCUUUGGUAAUUUAUUUGAUGCAUUUUAUUCUAAUUCAACUGGUUUAAAUGAUGUUUAUAAUUAUUUAUUAACACAAUUACCAGAUGCAUUUGGUUAUUAUGUACCAUGGGUAACAGCAAGUGAAAAUCGUCAUAAAAUUCAUGUCGGAAAUUUGACAUAUAAUGAUGGUGAAAAAGUUCGAACAGGUUUAUCAAAUGAUGUUAUGCAAUCGAUUGCCGGAAAAGUUGCUGUUAUUGCUGACAAUUAUAAAGUACUUAUUUAUAAUGGUUUACUUGAUGUUAUUAUAGCAUCAUCAGUAACUAUGGAUUGGGUUGAUAAACUUCAAUGGAAAUAUGCUAAUGAACUUCGAAGUGCUGAACGAAAAAUUUGGAAAGUUGAAGAGGACGAUAAAGAAGUAGCUGGUUAUUUAAAACAAGCACAUUCAUUUUAUGUUGCUUGGGUUCGAAAUGCUGGUCAUAUGGUACCAGCUGAUCAACCAAGAGCUGCAUUUGAUCUUAUUGAUCGAUUUAUAUCAGCUUAA
Messenger RNA from Rotaria sp. Silwood1, 1150 nucleotides. NCBI's taxonomy places the organism in Eukaryota, Metazoa, Rotifera, Eurotatoria, Philodinida, Philodinidae. The record is from the annotation of a GenBank genome assembly.